This is a messenger RNA of Ceratosolen solmsi marchali, 1130 nucleotides long. It is a transcript of the gene Kdsr, whose product is annotated as 3-ketodihydrosphingosine reductase. Gene Ontology annotation, cellular component: endoplasmic reticulum membrane. Bases 12 to 1088 code for a protein of 358 amino acids. Gene Ontology annotation, molecular function: 3-dehydrosphinganine reductase activity. The transcript has 5 exons. The record is from RefSeq and is a predicted model, not a curated record. Gene Ontology annotation, biological process: sphingolipid biosynthetic process. NCBI's taxonomy places the organism in Eukaryota, Metazoa, Arthropoda, Insecta, Hymenoptera, Agaonidae.
UUGAAAUUAUAAUGAAGCAUCUUAUAUUUGUUGCCAUUAUUUUGAUAUUAUCGAUUGUUUUUUAUGUAUCCUCGAUAUCUCAUUUGCACAUAGUUCCCGUACUGGUAAUUUUACUUAUAUUUGAUAAAUAUAAGAGAGGAGCUAAGAAAGAAUUAAAGGCAGAGAGCUCGGGGAAGGGUUUGCUGUUUAAUAAAAACGUCAUCGUAACAGGCGGCUCUAGUGGAAUUGGUAAAUGCGUGGCGAUCGCAGCAGCUGAGAAUGGCGCCAAUGUUACGAUAAUUGCUCGUAAUCCUGAAAAACUCGUAAUUGCUCGGGAUGAAAUCGACUCCGCCUGCUGCAACAAGAUCGGUCAGCGGAUCGGGUGCGUCGUGCUCGAUCUCUCCCAGGACUACGAAGACAUAGAGGAAGCAUUCACGGACCUGGAGAAGCAACAGGGUCCCUGCUACAUGCUGGUGAACUGCGCUGGAAUGUCGAUUUGCAGCAAGAUCGAGGACACCUCGCCGGACCUCGUCAAGCACCUUAUGAACUUGAAUUUCCUGGGGAGCUAUUACUGCGCCAAGGCCGUAGUGCCAAGCAUGAAACUGGCCAAGAGGGGCAAAAUCGUCUUCGUCUCCUCGCAAGCCGGAUUAUUAGGAAUAUUCGGAUACUCGGCGUACUGCGCAACGAAAUUCGCUCUUAAAGGAUUGGCGGAGAGCUUGGCGAUGGAAUUAGCGCCGUAUAAUGUGUCCGUGACUUUGUCCCUGCCUCCGGACACCGACACUCCGGGUUACGUCGUCGAGGAGCAGUCGAAACUCGUGGAAACGAAACUCAUCUCGGCAUCCGGUGGUUUGGUGUCGCCGGAAAUAGUGGCCCGAAGGCUACUGGACGAUGCACUCGAUGAAAAUUUUUUCUCCACCGUCGGAUGGGAGAGCUACGUAUUAACAACCCUUUGCUCUGGAAUGUCGCCGCUUAGUUCCUUCUUUGAAUUGAUUUUUCAGACUUUGCUAAUGGGCCCACUGAAGAUGUGCAGCGCUUUUUUCCAUUAUCACUUUAAAAGUAUAGUGAUUCAAUGUAUGACGGAAAGAGAAAACCGAAAGAAAAUCCAUUGAAGAGAAAGAAUUACAAAAUUUGCCGUUAUAGAUUUUUUUUUU